UCCUCUCUUUAGCCAAUACCCAUUUGCACUCCUUCUUGGACUAGAAACCCAAACUUUUACCUUAUUCAUUCUCUCCCCUUCUCUUUCAGAACUUCCAACAAUUUAGGGUUCUUCAUUUUCGGUGACCUGAGCACUUCCCAGGCCUCUAAAGACUUGGCAAACAAAGAUCUAAUCUGAUUGCACAAACAUUCACCAGACCCCAAUCAGGGAUUCACUUCAUUUCGAUCUUUCUAAACAAUAACGAUGCGAGUAUUUACCCGUUCUGUUCGGAAAUUCCAAUCAGCUUUUCAACAUCGAGGAGUUCAUAUCUAUCCUAGGGUAGUAAAUGAAAAAAACCCUUUAUCCACUUCAAACUCUCGGUCCAGUGAGGUUUGUAGAUGUAAUAGAUGGUCCUCAUCCAACUCCCAUAUGAUGAUACCAAGAAGACUCUAUGCUGAUAAAGUUGAUGUAACCGGCGGAGUAGAGAGCAAUGCUGCAGGGCCAUUGAUUGAGUAUAACCGCAGAAUUGCUGCGGGCGAGCUAUUAGAUGGUGAUGUUUGUCAGGAAGCCAUCUUAAGAGAGCUUCAGAGACUCUAUGAUGAGCUUGUUGAGAAUGAAAAUGCCUGUCGAUUAGAUAAAUAUGCUGCUACAGAGAAAACUAGCAGGAGUAGGUGGUUGUGGUCACGACUUACGCAACAGUCGUCGAGUUCACCUGUAAAGGGGCUUUAUCUAUAUGGUGGAGUGGGUACUGGCAAGACUAUGCUAAUGGACUUAUUCUAUGAACAACUGCCAAGCAACUGGAGGAAAAAGAGGAUUCAUUUUCAUGACUUCAUGUUGGGCGUUCAUAGUCAUUUACGAAAGCACAAGGGUGUUGCCGAUCCCCUUGAAGUUGUUGCAGGCGAGAUAUCUGAUGAAUCAAUUCUUCUUUGCCUUGACGAAUUUAUGGUGAAUGAUGUUGCGGAUGCACUUAUAUUGAACCGAUUAUUCAAACAAUUAUUUAGCAAUGGUGUGAUGCUUGUUGCUACUUCAAAUCGUGCCCCGGAUAAGCUAUAUGAAGGUGGCUUGCAAAGGGUUCUUUUUCUACCAUUUAUUUCUACAUUGAAGGAAAGAUGCGUUGUUCGCGAAAUUGGUUCUGCUUUAGACUAUCGUAAAAUGACUUCGGCCGAACAAGGCUUCUACUUUAUUGGAAAUAGCCUGUCUGGACUUGUUAAGGAGAAAUUUCAACAGUUAUUCGGCGGCAAAGAAACACCUGCCCCGAAGGAGGUUGAAGUUGUUAUGGGAAGGAAACUGCAGGUUCCACUUGGAGCUAUGGGUUGUGCUUAUUUCCCCUUUGAAGAUCUAUGUGACAAGCCUCUUGGUGCUGCAGACUAUUUUGGACUGUUCAAGUGCUUUCAUACCCUAUGUCUGGAUGGUGUUCCGAUUUUUGGUCUACACAAUAAAACAGCAGCAUAUCGUUUCGUCACUCUAAUUGACGUGAUGUAUGAGAAUAGAGCUAGACUGGUGUGCAGUGCUGAAGCGAGUCCUAUUGAACUCUUUGAGAAAGUUAUAACGAUUUCUGAAGCUCAAGAAAAGGCUCCAAGAACUUCUUCUAGGUCAAAGAAAAACGACGACAUAGAUAUUUGUGUUGACAAUGAGCUAGGGUUUGCGAAAGACCGAACCAUUAGCAGGUUGACAGAAAUGAACAGCCGAGAAUACCUGGAACAGCAUGCUGCCAAUUUAUUACAAGCAUGAGAGUCAUAUUGGUCAAUUGUUGUAGUAUGUUUUUAAGUAAAUUAUCCAUCCUAAUAAGAUUGAGCACCAACCUUACAGUUUUUGUUUAAUUACAAAUGACAAUGAACUCUGUUGAGAGUUUAUAAUACUAGUGCUUUGCACAUAAAAUAUUCAAAUAAUAAGAAGUCUCAUCAAACUCUUAUAGUA
Impatiens glandulifera is the source of this 1896-nucleotide messenger RNA. Its product is annotated as AFG1-like ATPase. The coding region runs from base 244 to 1710 and encodes 488 amino acids. Gene Ontology annotation, cellular component: mitochondrion; cytoplasm; chloroplast. The transcript is spliced from 16 exons. The record is from RefSeq and is a predicted model, not a curated record. Gene Ontology annotation, molecular function: ATP binding; ATP hydrolysis activity. NCBI's taxonomy places the organism in Eukaryota, Viridiplantae, Streptophyta, Magnoliopsida, Ericales, Balsaminaceae.